Cyclopterus lumpus (lumpfish) is the source of this 486-nucleotide messenger RNA. It is a transcript of the gene prok2, whose product is annotated as prokineticin 2. The record is from RefSeq and is a predicted model, not a curated record. Lineage: Eukaryota; Metazoa; Chordata; Actinopteri; Perciformes; Cyclopteridae. The transcript is spliced from 3 exons.
AUGGCGCGCUGAGUUUAUAAACCUCCGCCAGCCCUCCACGCACGAGUUUUGAAGGCCACUUGUCUCCGCGGUCGGUCACGUAUGCACAUGCAGCGAAGUCCGACAGCCUCAGCAUCCUUACUUUCCACCCUCGAGGGCACAGGAGCGCAGAGACAGCUCUUCAUCAUGAGGUCCUUCGUCCUCCUGUUCUUCACCCUGCUGUUGGUGUCCCACGGAUCUUCAGCUGUCAUCACAGGGGCCUGUGAGAAGGACUCUCAGUGUGGAGGAAGGAUGUGUUGUGCGGUGAGCUUGUGGUUCCGCAGCCUGCGUAUGUGCACGCCCGCGGGACGGGAAGGAGACGACUGUCACCCUAUGAGCCACAAGAUUCCUUUCAAUGGGAAAAGACUCCACCACACGUGCCCCUGCCUGCCCAAAUUGUUGUGUAUCACCUUAGUGAAGGGGAGGUCCAAAUGUAUCUCGGCAUACAAGUAUCCAGGCUUCCUCUGA